Molecule: messenger RNA, 2103 nt
Organism: Aspergillus mulundensis
Lineage: Eukaryota; Fungi; Ascomycota; Eurotiomycetes; Eurotiales; Aspergillaceae
Product: glycerol-3-phosphate dehydrogenase GUT2
Exons: 4
Coding region: 1-2103 (700 amino acids)
Biological process (GO): glycerol-3-phosphate metabolic process
Cellular component (GO): glycerol-3-phosphate dehydrogenase (FAD) complex; mitochondrion
Molecular function (GO): glycerol-3-phosphate dehydrogenase (quinone) activity
Source: RefSeq, a predicted model, not a curated record
AUGGCCUCCCGCAAUACUCGAAGGAUACUGCGACCUCUCCUCUAUGGUACCGCUGCAGUCACAACCGUGGGUGCAGGCGCACUCUAUUUCUCUAUCCGCCCCCGCAACAUCCCCGGUCUCGAAGCUCCUGCGGUUCCACCACCGGGCUACCAUGAAGGCAAACUUGUGCCUCCUAGCUUUCCUAAAAUCAAGUCACGCUUGGAGCAAAUUCAAGAACUUAAGCGCAGUUCUUCCGGUGACGAUGCAGAUGUGUAUGACCUACUCGUUAUCGGCGGAGGCGCAACAGGGUCAGGAAUUGCACUUGAUGCGGCCACUCGUGGAUUGAAGGUUGCAGUGGUGGAACGAGAUGAUUUCAGUGCUGGAACAAGCAGUAAGAGCACCAAGCUUGUUCACGGUGGCGUACGAUAUCUAGAAAAGGCCGUGUGGGAAUUAGACUAUAACCAGUACAAGUUGGUGAAAGAAGCCCUAAGGGAGCGGAAGUACUUUUUGAACACCGCUCCCCAUCUUUCCAGUUGGCUCCCGAUCAUGGUACCGGUACAGAAGUGGUGGCAGGUUCCCUACUUCUGGGCUGGUACAAAAUGCUAUGAUUGGUUGGCUGGCUCGGAGGGAAUCGAGAGCUCCUACUUCUUGCCGAAGAGUAAGGCCAUUGAAGCAUUUCCCAUGCUUCGAAAGGAUAACGUCCUCGGUGCCAUGGUUUACUACGAUGGUGCCCACAAUGACUCGCGAAUGAACGUUUCACUUGCAAUGACGGCUGCACUAUAUGGUAGCACUGUUGUAAACCAUAUGGAGGUUACAGGUCUUACAAAGGAUACGUCGGGGAAAUUGAACGGUGCUAGGCUUCGGGAUUGCAUUCCCGAAAAGGAUGGUCAGCAAGCAGAGGAGAUUCCUAUCAGGGCGAGGGGCAUCAUCAACGCCACUGGCCCAUUUACCGAUUCCAUACGAAAGAUGGACGAGCCCGAUGUUCAGGAGAUUGUGGCGCCCAGCUCGGGUGUUCACGUUAUUUUGCCCGGUUACUACAGCCCUUCGAACAUGGGUCUUAUUGACCCAUCCACCUCUGACGGCCGUGUCAUAUUCUUCCUUCCCUGGCAAGGAAACACCAUUGCUGGGACUACGGAUGCUCCCACGGAGAUUACGCGCCAGCCUCAGCCGUCUGAGCAGGAUAUCAACUGGAUUCUCAAGGAAAUCAGAGGCUACCUGGCCCCUGACAUCAACGUUGACCGGUCUGAUGUACUUGCUGCCUGGUCUGGAAUUAGACCAUUGGUGCGUGACCCUAAGGUGAAGAGCUCUCAAGCUCUGGUCCGCAACCACCUCAUCAGCGUUUCUCCUUCGGGAUUGUUGACUUGCGCCGGAGGCAAGUGGACGACCUACCGCCAGAUGGCUGAAGAGGCUGUUGAUGAGGCGAUCAAGGAAUUCAAGCUCAAGCCCCGUGAGAUGCACGAUGCUCCGGAUAUCAGUGGAGUGGGUGGACGAGGCUUGGUUGCCGAUCACGCUUCACUGGAUGGCUCAUGCCAAACCCAUCAGGUGCGCCUUAUUGGAGCCCAUGGCUGGUCAAAAACUCUUUUCAUCAACCUCAUUCAACAUUACGGUCUUGAGACCGAUGUUGCCAGGCACUUAACCACGUCGUACGGAGACCGCGCCUGGCAGGUGGCAGCACUGUCCUCUCCGACUGAGACACGCUUCCCUGUCCGCGGACAGCGCAUCUCAGCCCUCUAUCCUUUCAUUGACGGCGAAGUCCGUUUUGCCGUUCGCCACGAGUACGCACAAACCGCAGUUGAUGUAAUUGCCCGGAGGACCCGUUUGGCCUUCCUCAACGCCCAGGCUGCCCUCGAAGCGCUUCCCACAGUGAUCGACCUGAUGGGCGAGGAGCUGCAGUGGGAUAAGAACAGGAAAGAAGUCGAGUGGAAAGAUAGUGUGCAAUUUCUGGCAUCGAUGGGUCUGGCCCCCGACCUCCUUAGUGUGACCAGAGAUCAAGUUGAGGGUGGCAAAAUCCAACAGUUGCUUGCUAGUGAGAGGGGAGCGUUUACAAGAACUGAAGCUCCUGCAGACGUGAUCGCAGAGACGCAUAACCCAGUAAUGGGUAGCGAGGCCGGAGCCAACAAAUAG